AGGGAAAGGAGAAGGAAGCAUGAAGUUGAGCACUCCCUGAAUUCACAGCCCCCCACCUGUGGGAUCAUCAUCCCCCCAUCCCACAGUUGCCCAAGGAGGGGAAGCUCAACCCAGAUAUCCUGGGUGGUCUCUGGGUUGGGGUUUUUGUGGGAGGGAUGUGUGGAGAAUGAAGAUCUCCAAAGCUGAGUGGAAAAUGCCCCUUGGAGGGACAUUGGGGGUUCCCAGUGGCGGCUGCCAGCAGAGGCAGCCUGGAGGAGCAGAGCCCUGUGACCCCCCCCAGGACCCCAAAAUGGGGAGCCCAGAGAGGAGAAGCGCUGCGAUUUAUGGGACCCUCAGCAGCCUGGAGAGGGGCAGGGGGGACUCCUUGGACCCCCUGCAUCCCAAAGUAGCGAAUAAGGAGAGAAAGGACUCUGGAACCUAAAAACCCCCGCUAUCCCUAUAUGUUGAGAUGAAAAUGGGGGGAACUUUUCGGAUUGCUGGCACUCACAGCAGCCUGGGGAGGGUCGGGACCGAGUAGAAGGGGGACCAUCAGUGCAAGUGUGACCCCCAGCAGCUGGGACAGGAGGGAAACCCUGAACACCAAAUGGGAGAGACCAGAGAUGGGGAACUCCUGGGAGGUAUUUUCAAAGCUAAAACUUGGUGUUUUGGAUAUUUAUAUGGGCACCAGAUGCCCAGUGACUUCAAGAGGUGGACUUGUGCAGAGAACCCCCUAACCCCCAAUGUGCUUAUGCACUGUAUUUUUGCCCAAACCAGGAUUUCUCAUUCCCAGACCUUGGCUGGAUGGAGGAGGAGGCAGCGAGGAAGAGGAAAAUGCCCCAGGACACCCAGGCAGAUAAGGAGCCAAGGACAGAGACCAGGGGGGACAAAUCCCUGGGGCACAACCUCGUGGAAGAGGCCGUUUUGAGCAGCUCCAUGGUGCAGGAAUCCAAUGGUGAGGAAAAUCCCCAGAGAUCUCGUAGGAGGAGGGGCUUCAAACCCAGCCCAGGGUGCUCUGAGGAGGAAAGAUCCACCCUGUGCCGGGAAGGCGGCCGGAGAUCCAGCCAGGGCUCUGAGCUGGUGGUCCAUGAGCAGCUUCAGGAUGGGGAGAAGCCCUACAAGUGCUUGGAGUGUGGGAAGAGCUUCAGCCGGAGCAACCGUCUGAUCUGCCACCAGAUGAUCCACACUGGGGAAUGGGCCUGUGAGUGUGAGGAAUGUAGGAAGGGCUUCAGCUACAGCUCCAACCUCAUCGUCCACCAGCACAUCCACACUGGGGAGAGGCCCUACAAGUGUCCUCAUUGUGGGAAGAGCUUCUCCCAGAGCUCCAACCUGACCAUCCACCAGAGGAUCCACACUGAGGAACGGCCCUACAAGUGUGGGGAAUGUGAGAUGACCUUUAGCUGGAGGUCCCAACUGACCAUCCACCAGAUGAUCCACACUGGUGAGAGACCAUAUGAGUGUAUGGAGUGUGGGAAGAGGUUUCAGACCACCUCCAAUCUCCUCAUGCACCAGCGGAUUCACACAGAUGAGAGGCCCUUCCGCUGCCCUGAUUGUGGGGAGGGCUUCAAGCAAAACUCCACCCUCAUCACCCACCGGCGCAUCCACACCGGGGAGAAGCCCUACGAGUGUGGAGAAUGUGGGAAGAGCUUCAGCGACAGCUCCAGUUUGAUCCGCCACCAGAGGAUCCACACUGGGGAAUGGCCCUACAAGUGUGGGGAAUGUGGGCAGACAUUCAGAGAGAGGUUCAAACUGAUCAUCCACCAGCGCAUCCACACUGGGGAGAGGCCCUACAAGUGUAUGGAGUGUGGGAAGAGGUUUCAGACCAGCUCCUAUCUCCUCCAGCACCAGAGAAUUCACACAGAGGAGAGGCCCUUCCGCUGCCCUGACUGUGGGACGGGGUUCAAAUACAACUCCAACCUCAUCACCCACCGGCGCAUCCACACUGGGGAGAGGCCCUACGAGUGUCCCCAGUGUGGGAAGAGCUUUACCCAGAGCACAGCCUUGGCCCAACACCAACAGAGGCACCGAUAAGGGAAGCCCUACGAAUGCCCAAAGUGCAGGAAGAGCUUGGUUUGCUGCUCCAGCUUCUUUCCCCCCUUGGAGGACUCAAGUUUUGCAGAGCCCUAAAGACCCAUGUUCCCAGUGAUCUGCAUUGGGAGGACACUGGGAUGGUGGUCCUUUUGUUUUGGCUCUAAUUUUCUUUUGAUUCAUCUUCAUCCCUUUAAAACAGACAAAAUUUGGGUAAAAAUCAACAAAUUCAUCAAAGGCAUCUAAAGCCUCACUUUUAAUAGUGCUUCAAGGGAAUCUGGGAGAAACUUGGGAGGGUUUUGGGGGAUAUUUGGUAUAGUUGUCUCCAUUUCUUGGCACUCAACAAGAUGAGAUGCUUCAAUCUGUCACCUCAAAACCACUCAAUGCCACUGAAAACUACUCAGUCCCACCCCAAAAUUACCAGAUUCCACAGCCUUUCAGGGUGUGAUGCCUUAAGUUUUAGCUUUCAUAUUUUUCAUAUUCUGCACUGCCCGGGUUUGUAGUUUUGAACUUCAUAUCAAGUGUUAGUGAGCUCUCUUCACAGAGUAGGUAGACAAAACAAUUCCUUUUCUAGCUUGAUACAAAGGACAGCUGUGAAGAGUUUCAGGCCCAAAAGCGUAAACAGGGGUGGACUGAAGAGAGAAAACAAGAAAGAUGGGACUUCAUCUUUUGAAGCAGUAAUUGGACCAUGAACCCCAAUAUGCAGAUGGACCUAAACUUCUAAAAAUGUGAGACCUUGUGCUCAGUUGUCCAUUUUUGUGACCAU
Cyanistes caeruleus (blue tit) is the source of this 2770-nucleotide messenger RNA. The record is from RefSeq and is a predicted model, not a curated record. Lineage: Eukaryota; Metazoa; Chordata; Aves; Passeriformes; Paridae.